AUGCCCACACACGGCUCCCCGGCGGCCGCACGCCAAGCCAAUGCCAGAGCCAGGCCAAGAGCAGGAGUCUCGGGGCCUGCCCACCGCCCACGUCCCGCCCAGCCUUCUGCGCCUGCUCCAGUGCAGGACCCAGCCCUGACCUCACCCCCCCAGAGCCCAGACUCCUAUCCACACACCAGCCCCCCCCAUUCACCUGGGGACAGGUGUCUUCCCCUGCAGCUCCCUCAGCAGCACCCAGGGCUCUUUGCAAAUGUCAGUCUGGUCAUGCUCCUGGCCUGGCCCCCAGAGGUGCUCCAGGCCCUGUAUCUGCUGUCCUCCUCCCCACACUGUCCUUUUGGGUUCAGGGUGGCAAGGCCGCCUCCCUGUCCCCAUACUUGUUGUUCUGCCCAUCUCUCUGGGCUGGGUCUCAAGCAGCUUGCUCCUGCCCCGGGGUUCCCUCUGGGUCUUUGCUCGGCUGGGCCUUCUCCUCACUCAGGUUCGGGCUCUACUGCCUCCCACCCCAGGGACCCCCUCCUGAAGCAACCCCCAAUCAUUGCCCAGGGACAUGCUGGCCACGCUCCCCUGUGCUGGACUCCCAGCUCCUAUCGCUCUUAG
Rangifer tarandus platyrhynchus (Svalbard reindeer) is the source of this 594-nucleotide messenger RNA. NCBI's taxonomy places the organism in Eukaryota, Metazoa, Chordata, Mammalia, Artiodactyla, Cervidae. The record is from the annotation of a GenBank genome assembly.